AUGAUUUCCAGACGGAUUACCGUGACAAUCAAAGCCUUUUCAUUACUUUGGGCCCUCGUUCGGCCAGCUGUAGCGGAUGAUUAUCGUCCAGCCUUUCACUUCUGCCCGGCUGAGAAUUGGAUGAACGAGCCUAAUGGGCUGAUUAAGAUCAAUUCAACUUGGCACUUAUUUUAUCAGGCUGACCCAACGGCAAAUGAGUGGGGUAACGAGUGCUGGGGCCAUGCAACCAGCUCCGACCUACUCCAUUGGGAUCAUCUGCCUGUCGCCAUUCCAGUUGAGGAUGGGAUUCAAUCGUUCACUGGCACCUCUUAUUACGAUUCCAAUAACACGUCUGGCUUAGGCACCUCUGCCAAUCCGCCGUACCUUGCCUUUUUCACCGGGUAUGACCCUGCAAACAACGGAACACAGGACCAGCGCCUUGCUUCCAGCACGGAUCUCGGAAAAACCUGGGUUAAGUUUCCCGACAACCCAAUCAUAGGGAUAGCACAGGAAGCCCCUCAUGAUAUAAGCGGAGGCCUCGAGAGUCGUGACCCUAAAGUGUUCUUUCAUGUUCCGUCAGGGAAAUGGGUUAUGGUACUUGGGCAUGGCGGUCAGGACAAAUUGACAUUCUGGACGUCUUCAGACACCAAAAGUUGGACAUGGGUGAGCGAUCUGGCAUCAUCCCAGAUUCAGGGGUUCCCAUCUGAUAUCACUGGAUGGGAAGUGCCGGACAUGUUUCAACUUCCCAUUGAAGGUACCAAUGAGACCACUUGGGUGUUAAUUUUCACACCAGCUCAGGGAUCCCCGCCUGGUGGCAAUGGUGUUGUGGCGCUGACGGGCUCCUUUGACGGGAAAACUUUCGUGGCUGAUCCUGUUGACCCUUCAACAUUAUGGUUAGACUAUGGGCGCGAUUUCGAUGGUGCCCUGAGUUGGGAGAACGUACCUGAAUCAGAUGGUAGGCGCAUCAUCGCUGCUGUGAUGAAUAGUUACGGCUCGAGUCCUCCUACGACUACAUGGAAAGGGUUGCUCUCCUUUCCCCGGACGCUAACUCUCAAGCAAAUCGGUUCCAAGCAAUACUUCCUUCAGCAGCCAGUCACCGAGUUAAGUAAAGUCGAUAGUAGUCUCGCAAGCAUUCAGAAUCAAACUAUUACGCCAGACCAAACGUUGCUUUCAUCGGUUCAUGGAACUAGCUUGGAUAUUCGGGUUGCUUUUCAUAUUGACUCAGGUGCCACUCUGUCCCUAGCAGUCCGUAAGGGGGGAUCGGAGCAGACGGUCAUCCGAUAUUCCCAGUCCAACUCGACGCUCUCCGUUGAUCGAACAGCGAGUGGAGACAUCUCCUAUGAUCCAGCAGCGGGGGGUGUCCAUAGUGCGCAACUGGCACAGGACAACACUGAGCUAGUUCACAUCUGGGCGUUAGUCGACACCUGCUCCGUGGAAGUGUUUGGAGGGCAAGGAGAAGCAGUUAUAUCAGACCUUAUAUUCCCCAGUAGUACUUCUGACGGCUUAUCUUUGGAGGUGACUGGAGGGACGGCCACGUUGCAGUCUGUGGAGGUGUACUCCGUUUCACUUUGA
This is a messenger RNA of Talaromyces rugulosus, 1551 nucleotides long. RefSeq lists its product as uncharacterized. Lineage: Eukaryota; Fungi; Ascomycota; Eurotiomycetes; Eurotiales; Trichocomaceae. Gene Ontology annotation, molecular function: sucrose alpha-glucosidase activity. The record is from RefSeq and is a predicted model, not a curated record. The transcript has a single exon. Gene Ontology annotation, biological process: sucrose catabolic process. The coding region runs from base 1 to 1551 and encodes 516 amino acids.